AUGGACAACAAGAAAUCACUAUACGAGAGAUUUGGAGGGGAUCAACAAGUGUCUGAAUUGAUCGACUAAUUCUAUUACAAAGUCUUGUUCGACAAGUUGCUAAGGGACAAGUUCUUGAAGGCGGAUAUGAGCCGGGUUAGGUAUCAGUAGAAGAGAUUCUUUUCUCAAAUGAUGGGCGACAAGAAUACUCAAUACACUGGCAAAGAUUUAGUGGAAGUUCAUAAAGACUUGAAUAUCACAAAUUAGCAGUUUGAUAAAUUUAAAGUGCAUCUCAAAAACAUCGCUCAGGAUAUGGAAGUGAGCGGAGCUGCAUUUAGAAGAAUUACUCGAUCACGUUGAAAAACACAGAGACCAAAUAGUAUUUAGUAAAGCCGUAUGAUUUAACAAUAACAAGUAUAAGUAUAAAUAAGCCAAUUCAUAAUUCUACUUUAUUAUA
Messenger RNA from Paramecium tetraurelia, 436 nucleotides. RefSeq lists its product as uncharacterized. Gene Ontology annotation, molecular function: oxygen binding; heme binding; oxygen carrier activity. Lineage: Eukaryota; Ciliophora; Oligohymenophorea; Peniculida; Parameciidae. The transcript has 2 exons. Gene Ontology annotation, biological process: oxygen transport. The record is from RefSeq and is a predicted model, not a curated record.